Molecule: messenger RNA, 1635 nt
Organism: Diuraphis noxia (Russian wheat aphid)
Lineage: Eukaryota; Metazoa; Arthropoda; Insecta; Hemiptera; Aphididae
Product: general transcription factor II-I repeat domain-containing protein 2-like
Source: RefSeq, a predicted model, not a curated record
AUGAAUGACGCAGAAAAAAAGGUAAAUGCGGAAAACCUAAAAAAAACAAUAUCUACUCAACGGAAWGUGUUUAUAAAGCAAAACACUGCUCAAAAGGCUUCUACACUGGCUGGAUAUGUUGUGGCUUAUAAAAUAGCUAAAAAUAACAAACCAUACUCGGAAGGAGAAUUUGUAAAAGAUUGUAUGGUGAGUAUGAGAAAAAUUUUAUGUCCAGAAAAAAUUAAAGAGUUUGAGUCUGUCAGUUUAUCUCGAAAAACAGUAACAACGCGAAUUGAUGCCAUUGCAUCAAACUUGUCGUCUCAAUUUAGGCAGAGUAUAGAAAACUUUAAAUAUUUUUCCGUGACGAUGGAUGAAAGUACGGAUAAAAGUGACACUGCUCAAUUAUUAAUAUUCAUUAGAGGCGUUGAUGACGAAUUUAAUAUUACUGAAGAGCUAGCUUGUUUGCAAUCGUUAAAAGGAAAAACGACGGGGCAAAUAAUUUAUAACGAAUUUUCCGAAGGUCUUCAAAAUUUAAAUGCGCCUAUUUCAAAAUUAUGCAAUAUAACUACAGAUGGAGCCCCAAAUAUGGUUGGAAAAAACGCGGGAUUUUCAGGUAUUUUUCGGAACCAGAAUCCUAAUCACGAUGUUGUAUUUUUACAUUGUAUAAUUCACCAGGACAUACUUUGUAAAGCUGCAAUAGAUAUUACCCAUGUACUUAAUGUGGUUUCAAAACUAAUUAAUACGAUUCGAUCUCGGGGCUUGGUACACCGACAAUUCCAAGAAUUUCUGAUUGAAGUUGACGCAGAUUAUUCUGACCUUCUUUACCACACGAAAGUAAGAUGRUUAAGUUGUGGAUAUGCAUUUGAACGGGUUUGGAAUUUAAAAGAGGAAAUACAAAAUUUCUUAAAGAAUAAAACCGACAAAUGGUCUGAUUUCCAAAUCUUCGAAGAGAAAGAUUGGCGUACCGAUUUCGCAUUUUUUACCGAUUUGCUCGAACACUAUAACAAAUUAAAUAAAAAAUUGCAAGGAAAGAACCAAUUUAUAGAUGAGACUUGGGGUUGUCUGAAAUCAUUUAAAACUCAGCUUUUCUUGUUUUAUAACUGCAUUGCAAAGAACGAUUUAACUCACUUUCUGCGUUUAAAAUCCAUGUCACCAGUGAGUGAGAAUAAACUAAAACAAUUCAGUCAGGCGUUGAAAAAUCUUCACACAGAGUUUCAAACUAGGUUUCAAGAUUUUAAGAACAUUCAAUCAUCACUAGAUGUUUUCUCGAUGCCGUUUAAUGUAGAUCCGGAAAAUGUAUCUGCAGAAUUGCAGUUGGAAAUUAUUGAAAUGCAGUGCAGUACCCAUUUGAAGCAAUUGUUCUUGAAUUCCACAAAACUAGAUUAUUAUAGAGCACUUCCGAAAACUGAAUUCCCAAAGAUAAUUACUCACACCCAGAAAAUUAUGGCGAUGUUUGCGUCGACUUAUGUGUGCGAACAGACUUUUUCGACCAUGAAAUUGCGGAAAAACUCAAUCAGAAACCGAUUGACUGAUGAACACCUUUUCGCACUGUUGAAAGUUGCUUCGUCACAGAUGGAACCUGCUUUCGAAAAUAUUAUGGAAGAUCAAAAACAAUUUCAUGUCUCACACGCCUACCAUGGUUGGGCCUUUGAAUAA